AGCGCGUAACGAGAGACUGCUUGCUGCGGCAGAGACGCCAGAGGUGCAGCUCCAGCAGCAAUGGCAGUGACGGCGUUGGCGGCGCGGACGUGGCUUGGCGUGUGGGGCGUGAGGACCAUGCAAGCCCGAGGCUUCGGCUCGGAUCAGUCCGAGAAUGUCGACCGGGGCGCGGGCUCCAUCCGGGAAGCCGGUGGGGCCUUCGGAAAGAGAGAGCAGGCUGAAGAGGAACGAUAUUUCCGGUGAGGCUCACCGGGUCCCAAGUCCAGCCCUGGAUCUCCCAAUGGCCUUCCAAUCCUUAAACUGCCAAUCGCCCCACCCGUUCCUACCUGGUGCCUUGGGCGCCCCAUCCCCCAACAGAACUCCCGGGCCCCAAUCCAGUAUACCCUAACCCUUGAUGUCCCGACCGUUGCCACGUAUAGGGCACUCCCAGUUACCUGCACAACAGUUUCAGGCCCCCAAACCGUUUCCACCGGCGGGUCUCCAAAACAACCCACGGCUCAACUCCUCCUUUAUCAUUACCAUCUCCCGCGUGGAGUUCUCCUCAGGUCGUGCGAAACACCCCCAGAUUCUUCGCACAGUGUCUAGAUCCGACCGCCCAACGUUUGCCUCCCAGCCUGACUCCCUCGGCCCUUACCCACCUGUCACCCCCUCUACGCUCUCCUUCCUCGCCAGCACGCCUUAGCUUUGCAAGCCUGCAUGCAUUCAGGCUUCUCAGGUGUUUCUAGACCCCCGACUCCGCAAGAGUGAGGAUGAUGGGAGCUGGUCAUGGGAGCUACUUAUGGUUGGACACCAUCUUCUAAAGGCUUUUGCCCUACUCAGCCCAACCUAGACCUGUAGAUUUCCCUCUCCUGCUUAGGAGUAUGGAGUGGGCUGGGCCUCCCUUUGCCAGCCUUGAGUUAUCUUUAACUGACUUCUGUCCACUCUGGAGAGCAGUGAGGAAUUAAUCUUGCUUUUGCUUGUCCUUUGGCCUUUCACUUCUGCCUUCUGUUGAGAAUUAUCACCAUGACACCUGCCAUACCGUAUAGAGAGCCAAGGUACAGCCGUUAGAGACUAUCUAAUUGAGCCCCUACAUUUUGUAGUUAAGGAAAACUGAGGCCUAAAUGUGACCAAACCAACAUUGUAAUCCAGUCCCUUCUUGGAACCUAAAUUGAACUGCCAAGUACUGCGCAUGCAAGAGACCCUUUAUUGGCCUUACAGUGGGCCAUUCAUUUCUAUAGGCAAAGAAAGCUCUAGACAGAUUGGAAUAGGAAAUGGAUAUUUGCCUUUUAGCUACACCCCUUUGUCUGUCUUCCUCAUUUUGUUCCUUUUUUUUUCCCUAAAGGGGAGUCAAGUUCCCUGGGUUGUUCCCCUCAUAAGGUAUUAGGGACUUGUGUCACAUCUCUCUGGAGUUUUCUAUUUUAAAGAGGAAUCUGAAAGCAAUAAGCUCUUUGGUCUUCUUAAGAUGGCUACACCUCAAUUUAAGAUGGGGUAUUCUUUCACUAGUUGAGGAGUAGAAGAGGAUGACCAGCUAGACUCCCAUGGAAUUGGAACUCCUAUUCCUUGCUUAGACAUUACAGGUUAUGCUUUGAGAUCUCUUUGGGGUGAAGGAUUGAAAUUAAACCCUGAGCCACCGUGUCCUUGUAGAGCACAGAGUAGAGAACAACUGGCAGCUUUGAAAAAACACCAUGAAGAAGAAAUCGUUCAUCAUAAGAAGGAGAUUGAGCGUCUGCAGAAAGAAAUUGAGCGCCAUAAGCAGAAGAUCAAAAUGCUAAAACAUGAUGAUUAAGUGCACACCGUGUGCCAUAGAAUGGCACAUGUCAUUGCCCACUUCUGUGUAGACAUGGUUCUGGUUUAACUAAUAUUUGUCUGUGUGCUACUAACAGAUUAUAAUAAAUUGUCAUCAGUGAA
This is a messenger RNA of Homo sapiens (human), 1887 nucleotides long. RefSeq names its product ATP synthase inhibitory factor subunit 1 (gene ATP5IF1). Lineage: Eukaryota; Metazoa; Chordata; Mammalia; Primates; Hominidae. Gene Ontology annotation, cellular component: mitochondrion. Gene Ontology annotation, molecular function: ATPase inhibitor activity. The coding region runs from base 61 to 243 and encodes 60 amino acids. The record is from RefSeq and is marked reviewed. The transcript has 2 exons.